This is a messenger RNA of Salvia miltiorrhiza (redroot sage), 1303 nucleotides long. RefSeq lists its product as uncharacterized. The transcript is spliced from 4 exons. Lineage: Eukaryota; Viridiplantae; Streptophyta; Magnoliopsida; Lamiales; Lamiaceae. The record is from RefSeq and is a predicted model, not a curated record. The coding region runs from base 415 to 1101 and encodes 228 amino acids.
UCGGGGUUUUCCAACAAGGAAAACACCCUCCAAAAAAUGGCGUAUGCUGCUUGAAUUGCGACGAGCACACGGUAUUCUUUAGUAAAAGGCGAAAGAAUAGUUCGCUAUGUGCUCAACGCGCAGCUGCGUGAUUUAACCGGAUCGAAAAACAUCGUAUUUAUACGCACUUACGUAGCCUUUGUUUGGUCAUUCAACGAUGUGGGAUAUUUGCUGUGUACACAGCAUUUGUAAUACUAACAUAUAAAGUCCGGGACUAAUCUACAAUUCGGCAUAAUUGUCAUUCAUACUUCCUAAACCAGAAGGAAAAAAAAAAAAGAAUAUCAGCCCUACCCCCUUCUUUCGACUCUCACCAUCAUCAUCUGCGCAUCGAGAUUUGCCGCAAUUAACAAUCAAAUCUAGUUUUAGUGAAGAAUUAUGUACCAUCCAACAAGAGGCGGAGUUCGCGGCGGUCGUGAUCAAUUUACUUGGGAUGAGGUGAAAGUUGAUAAACAUCGAGAAAAUUAUAUUGGUCACAGUCUCAAGGCUCCUGUUGGAAGAUGGCAGAAAGGGAAAGACCUCCACUGGUACACUCGUGAUAAGAAAUCUGAUGGUGCUAAUUCGGAGGCAGUGAAAGAAGAGAUUCGAAGAAUAAAGGAGGAAGAAGAGCAAGCCAUGAUGGAAGCUCUGGGAUUAGCCCCAAAACGUUCUGGGAAAUCCCAAGGUAAUCGGCUAGAUAAACAUGAAUUUGCUGAACUCGUUAAGCGAGGUUCUACGGCAGAAGACUUGGGUGCUGGACAUGCUGAAGCAGCUCAAGUUCAAGGUAUUGGUUUUGCAAGGGGGGCGUCAGGUCCUUCUGAAGAAUCAAUCUUGCCGUCCAGUUUGAAGUCUGAACCAAUUGAAAAGAAGUCCGAACCAGUUGGAAAGACGAACGUCUCUGUUCCAACCACAUCUGCAAGGAACGAUGAGAAGGAGUUAGAAGACGAAUCCAGCAGAAAGAAAAGGAAGCAUGAGGAUAAGAGACGUGAUAAACACGAAAGGCGUGAGAAGAGACAUUCACGUGAUUCGGAUGACAAGAGGAAGCACAGGAAGCACAAAGAUAAGAAAAGAUACGACUCAGAUUGACUCAACCAAUGCUAUUAGUUGAAGGAUGCAUGUUGACGUAUUGCUAUAUUCUCUGUUUGGGCAUUUACCUUCAACGUUCAUGUCGUUUGUGCAAGUAAUUUAGGAUUAAACAUUGCUAUGUUGUUUCUACGAAGAGCUUGUUUGCUGUAACAUGAUAAUUAACUAAAUUUUUAUCAAGUAUGGAAGUAUUGUUUAGCAUGAA